Maylandia zebra (zebra mbuna) is the source of this 2092-nucleotide messenger RNA. It is a transcript of the gene cpsf3, whose product is annotated as cleavage and polyadenylation specific factor 3. The record is from RefSeq and is a predicted model, not a curated record. Gene Ontology annotation, biological process: mRNA 3'-end processing by stem-loop binding and cleavage. Gene Ontology annotation, molecular function: 5'-3' RNA exonuclease activity; RNA endonuclease activity; RNA binding. Gene Ontology annotation, cellular component: mRNA cleavage and polyadenylation specificity factor complex. NCBI's taxonomy places the organism in Eukaryota, Metazoa, Chordata, Actinopteri, Cichliformes, Cichlidae.
AUGGCGGCUAAACGUAAACCCGACGCGACGGUUCCGGCGGAGGAGAGCGACCAGCUGCUGAUCCGCCCGCUGGGGGCCGGUCAGGAGGUGGGACGGUCCUGCAUCAUCCUGGAGUUCAAAGGAAGAAAGAUCAUGCUGGACUGUGGGAUCCAUCCUGGUCUGGAGGGGAUGGACGCUCUGCCCUACAUUGACCUGAUCGACCCAGCUGAGAUCGACCUGCUGCUCAUCAGCCACUUCCACCUGGACCACUGCGGCGCUCUGCCCUGGUUCCUGCAGAAGACCAGCUUUAAAGGUCGGACGUUCAUGACACACGCCACCAAAGCCAUCUACCGGUGGUUGCUGUCCGACUACGUCAAAGUCAGUAACAUCUCAGCUGAUGACAUGCUGUACACGGAGACCGACCUGGAGGACAGCAUGGAAAAGAUCGAGACCAUCAACUUCCACGAGGUGAAGGAGGUGGCUGGCAUUAAGUUCUGGUGUUACCACGCCGGCCAUGUCCUCGGAGCCGCCAUGUUCAUGAUCGAGAUCGCCGGCGUCAAGCUGUUGUACACAGGUGAUUUCUCCCGUCAAGAGGACAGACACCUGAUGGCAGCAGAGAUCCCAAGCGUGAAGCCGGACAUCCUCAUCACAGAGUCGACCUAUGGCACUCACAUCCACGAGAAGCGUGAGGAGAGGGAGGCUCGUUUCUGCAACACCGUCCACGACAUCGUGAACAGGGAGGGCCGCUGCCUGAUCCCUGUCUUCGCCCUGGGACGGGCUCAGGAGCUGCUCCUCAUCCUCGACGAGUACUGGCAGAACCACCCGGAGCUCCACGACAUCCCUAUCUACUACGCCUCUUCUCUGGCCAGGAAGUGCAUGGCUGUGUACCAGACCUACAUCAACGCCAUGAACGACAAGAUCCGCAAGGCUAUCAACAUCAACAACCCCUUUGUCUUCAAGCACAUCAGCAACCUCAAGAGCAUGGACCACUUCGAUGACAUCGGUCCCAGCGUGGUGAUGGCAUCUCCUGGUAUGAUGCAGAGUGGCCUGUCCAGAGAGCUGUUUGAGAGCUGGUGCACCGACCGCAGGAAUGGCGUCAUCAUCGCCGGAUACUGCGUGGAGGGGACGCUCGCCAAGCACAUCAUGACAGAGCCCGACGAGAUCACCACCAUGUCGGGUCAGAAGCUUCCUCUGAAGAUGUCGGUGGACUACAUCUCCUUCUCAGCUCACACAGACUACCAACAGACCAGCGAGUUCAUCAGAGCUCUCAAGCCUCCUCAUGUGAUUCUCGUCCACGGCGAGCAGAACGAGAUGGCGCGUCUGAAGGCGGCGUUGAUCCGCGAGUAUGAGGACAACGAUGAGGUCCACAUCGAGGUGCACAACCCGAGGAACACCGAGGCCGUCACGCUCAACUUCAGAGGAGAGAAACUGGCCAAGGUGAUGGGCUCCCUUGCCGACAAGAAGUGCAUUCAGGGUCAGCGGGUCUCUGGGAUUCUCGUCAAACGAAACUUCAACUAUCACAUCCUGUCGCCCUCCGACCUCUCCAACUACACUGACCUGUCGAUGGGCAUGGUGACUCAGACGCAGGCCAUCCCAUACACCGGACCCAUCUCACUGCUGGUCAGCCAGCUGAGAAACCUCGCAGGCGAUGUGGAGCAGGUGGAGGGAACUGAGAAAAUCACCGUGAGAAUCUUUAAGAGCAUCACGAUGGUUCAUGAAGCCAGCAUGGUGCUGCUAGAGUGGAUCGCCAAUCCGCUCAAUGACAUGUACGCUGACGCCGUUGCCACUGUCAUCCUCGAGGUCCAGUCCAACCCCAACGCCCAGAAGUUUGUGGAGGGGAAGAAGGAAAGUUUCGACAUGGACGUGUUUGUGGAGAGGCUUGCGCUCAUGCUGCACGACAUGUUUGGGGAUGACUGCGUGAAUUUCAAAGAUGGUAAAAACCUCAGCGUGACCGUGGACGGCGUCACAGCGUCAGUAGACCCAGAGACCAGAUUGGUGUCAUGCGCAGAGGACGAGACUCUAAGGGAGAUGAUAGAAGUCGCUGUCCAUCGGCUCCAUGACGCCCUAAGCCCUGCUUUCUGACAGGCCACAGUGAUGUCACAGGGGAUGCUUU